AUGUCUGGCGGUGACGAACAGGGUUUUGGUGUCCGGGAUCGUGAGCCGCUUCCUUUUGGGCGACAAUCCUUUGGCCACUCUUUGGACUCGCCGACCGUACCUUUCAACCCAGAAUCUUCGACCACGUAUUCUCCGACUUUCAGUGACCCGCAUUCCUCCAAUCAUUUGACCGAAUCGCAUAGAGGGCAGUCUCCAGACCCUGCCGACUAUUACCGCCGUGGAGCCCUAUCAAAAUCCAACGUUAGUGAAGAGGUCGGCGAUGUGACAACAGGCAUAGCUGCGGCCGACUAUCCACAUAUGGGUGACGAAGUGUCACCGCUGCCAACAAAUGUUAUGGAGUCAUCUCGUACCCAGCGACAAACAUACCGUUCAGCGUCAGACUCCUCAAGCUUGGGCCCAUCCGACAUAGCUUCACGACCAGGUCCACGAUCCCGCCAGACUUCAUUCAAAGACUUGAUCAACAAGUUCAACAAUACCUCUGACCAGGUGCUUCCCCGACCUUCUGCAUCUCGUUCGACCUCUAGAGCAGCGAGUCCCUCUGGCAGUGUUGAAGACACUGACCGACCUCGUCUCUUGCCUCGCCAUCGUCACUUUCGUGAUUCUCCACCAGCAUCAAUCACAAGCCAUCCUCGCGCAUUAGAUUCCAUACCUUCAUUGCCAGAAGUCAAGGCGUUUGGUCCGGCACCUCCCCGCACGAACGCCAUCCCGCCGCCUUUGUUCCAACGGAUACAAGAGGCGCAUCCUCGAAGACCUCUGUUCGGUGAGGUGUUGUCGAUCAACACACAGGUCAACGGAAUCGGCCUUGGAAUCCCAUCUCACUUGCGACGUCGCGGGUCUGAUGGAAGUAUCCCAAGUCCGAAUCCGGCCUUCAUCGAUCAAGCCGAAUACUCUGCAAAAACACCAUUGACCCCUACCGCAUGGUAUCUUGGACACACCACUUCUCUAGAAGCAGUUCAAGGUGGAUUAAGUGGUGGAAAACAUCGCAGAGUACGAAGUGAUCUGGACCGAAAUCCUUCCCGAGAACCCCUUGCCGAAGCUUGGGGACCUGAAAUGGCAGUUCGCGCGCCCUUGCAGCGUGCGAAGACCGGUGAGAGCCCGCCGGACAGUCCAAAUUCCAAGUCUCGCAUUCCUAUCUCCUCGCACCGUCUUGUCACUGCUUCCGGCCCGGACGCACCAUCACCGACCUCGAAUCCGACAUUCAGCAGCCGAUCUGCUGCCAUAAUCGUUCCACCCAAGGGCAUCAGCCGCCUUCCUGUUGCGUCACCAAAACAGAGCCCAUCCCGCAUGCCACGGGAUGAUUCCGGCUCGUUUGCGAUAAACCCGCGUGGCAGACGAGACCCGGCAGUUGGCCGAAGCCGCAAUCAAUUAUCCGAAUCCAGUCGACGACUUCAGGCUUACAUCGCUGCUCCACCGCCCAAAAAGUCACCACCUUUGCGCAGCUCGCGGCCCCGACAACCUGUUUCAGUUUCACAUGGUGCCUCGGUCUCGCCACGCUCCAAAGUUGGUGAUACACUUUCGUCAUUACAAAAAAAGCAAGUCGAGCAUAACGACCCGCGCUCUCGGGCUCGGCAACGCAGAAUACCUGAAUUCGGUAAUGUCGACCUCGAAACUCGCCGCCAGCGCAUCCAACAAGCUUUCAAUAAGACUGUCCAAGAAAAUGAGCGAAAGGAAGAAGCUGCAGCAGAGCUUCGACGCCGCACUUUGGUACUUGACCAACAAGCAAAUGAAGCCAAGACAGCAACAGAUGAAGCUUUAACCACGCCCAUUCCACCAGUGGCCAAUACUCCAACACCUGAAGACAUGACCACCAUAGUCAAGGAAUCGACCACUCCGGUCGCCUACAAGGAUCAUGGCUUACAAGGAAUUCCAAAGCUACAUCUGAACACUUCGCUCCCAGCAUCAGACAUGGCGGCACCACACACGACAAUGGACUCUCCGACUCUUGGUAUGCCGCAGGGAGUAAGCCAAAAAGCCUCUAUGGACGAGUCACAACCUUCCGAAGAUACAGCUCCAUGCUCGGCUGUAACAACAGAUUCCAACGACACCCAUGUUACCGCUUUCGACCCAGAACCGCAGUCUGGGCUUCUCCAGAGGAACCCCAGCUUAUCACACCGGACUAUUUUGAAUCAGAUCAUGCAAAUCCGCGAAUCUAGCCCGAGCGACGACGAUUCAUGCGAUGAACCGGAUUGCAGUAUGUCGGAAAAUGAUGACAAAGAAUCUAUUCAAAUCAUGCUCGGAGAUACGAAAAGCUACUUCAAUUCGUCAAGUAGUACCGACACCCAGGAGCCUCAGCAUUCAUCAAUGCAAGAGGCAUCGACCAUAAACCAACCUCAGAACAGAUGGAGUAUGAGUUCAUGGUCGUCCUCUGUACAAAAUCAGCAUUCCACCUGCGACGAGCAAUAUGAUGAAAGCUGCGAUGACAGCAUUAUUGCAGGCCGCGACACAGAGCCCCCAACUGAGACUUGUUCAGUUGUCUCAACCAGACCAGCCUCUGUCGCCGAUGAUGAAUAUUCGUCACCUCUUCAGGAUUAUGGUGUAACAGGACCGAGCACUCUUCAGGCAUCAGAGUCGCAUACUUCCGGCAAUGCAUUCUCUACACCUCCCACCUUGGCUCGGCUCGGCAGAUGGGAUUCGAAGCGCGUUACUCAGCUCUACCUUGAAGAGUUGACUCGCGGUAGAAAUUACAAUGUGCCCAUUCCUGCGGUUCACCUCUCACCCGAGCCUCGAUCUUACCCUACGGGUAAGUGUGUCGAUGGGCGAGCCAAUAGUCUCACCGAUGAUCCGGUCGUCAUUCCAGGAUUUCAGGACGUCCCUGUUCCGGAUAGACCAUCUCACGGUGCUAGUCUGGUUGGACGUGAUGACUGGGAGCAUGCCUCUCCUUCCAUUAUGGACUGGAUGCAAAUUGCUGUUGAGGAUGAACACGCUGCUGCGGCGAAUCGACCUGACAGUGUUAAUACCGAGGACGUCCUUACACCUAAAUUAGUACCUUCAACACUAGAUCAUGUUGAUUCGGGCAGCUCGAGCGUUGUUCCCAGUGAACAGACAACUCAAAUUCAUCUCGCGGCUGCUUCCAUGGACCCAUCGAUAAUGCUGCAACAAGUCAAGUCCGAGGAAAGGCCCGCAAACAAAUUACCGGCUGGUCCUUUGAACAACAUGAAAGCUGAAGUCAACCAUUCCGCCCCUGCUAUUAUGAGACACAGCCCGGGAAGUAGCGAGGACUCUUCGUUGCGUCACAAUGAGGCCCAAUCCCCUCGCGCUGCCGAUUCUUCGGUCACGUCUCUUGCUCCAUCCUCGGAGAAUCCUUUGCGGCCUGAGACGAGCAAGUCUCCUUCUCCGGAAGAGCGCCGUCUCAAGAAGCGUCGUUAUGUCAUCAAAGAAAUUGUCGACACCGAAUACGAUUUUGGCAAUGACAUGAAGAUUGUUGAGGAUAUCUACAAAGGAACAUCAACCUCUUUAUUGGAUCUUUCUGCGGAGGAUGUCAAGGUUCUCUUCGGAAAUAUUGGGGAAGUGGCAGACUUUUCCGACGCCUUUCUGAUUGAUCUUAAGCAAGCAGUCAAGAAGAUCUAUGUCAUUCCACUUUCCCAACGCUGGAGUAGCAGACGCAAUCGCAAGAAUGGCCUCGGGAUCGACCGACCCCCCUCCACAAUCAAUGAAAACCCCGAUGGUGACAAACUUUCGGACCUUGAAAAGGAUCGUGGAACAGCUGUUGGUCAUGUAUUCCUCGCUCAUAUGACUAAAAUGGAAAAGGUGUACACCGAAUACCUCAUGAACCAUGAAGCCGCCACCAAGAAGCUCACCGUUCUGUUGAAAAACCCGAAGGUGGCCAUCUGGCUGGACGAAUGCCACCGUUUUGCAGGGGAUAUCACCAGAGCUUGGAACCUUGAUGCUUUGCUUGUCAAGCCAGUGCAACGUAUCACAAAAUUCCCGCUCCUGUUGGGCCAACUUCUGGAAUGCACGCCAAAUGAUCACCCGGAUAAAGCCGCUAUUUCCAAGGCAAUGGAACAAACAGCGAGUAUUGCCGACCGUAUCAACGAGCUCAAGAAGCGAGUGGAAAUUGUUGGAGCUGUCGGCCGGAAGCGCAACCAGUCAGAUGUGCGCGCUGGCCUGUCCAAGGCAUUUGGUCGUCGCACGGAAAAGUUCAGACAACAAGUUGGACUUUCUGAUCUGUUCGAAGACAAAACCUAUGAUGCCUUGGCGCAGAAACUCGGUGACGGGUACUUCCAGUUGCAAGUGGUCAUGCGUGAUGCUGAGAGUUACACCAAAGAUAUUCAACAGUACAUGGAGCAGUUUAGCGAUUAUGCUGGUGCCAUUGUCGGCAUGACAUCCAUGGAGCAAUCCAGCUAUCCAGAGCUGGAGAGCAAGUGGCAUCUGUUCAAGCUGACCGUCCAAGAAAUCAUGUCUGAGGCCUUGCCGGCACACGUGAGUUUGGAUCUGUCUAUAUACCUGAACAUUCCUAACAUUUCACAGAUUGAGGUUGUCCGUAAAUCGGUCAUCGACCCGAUGAUUCAACUGCUGCAAAUUUACGAGGGCCCACAGCGAAUCAUGAGGAAGCGAGACAAGCGAUUACCUGAAUUCGCACGUUACAAAGCCAUCAGUGACCGCGGUGACAAACCAGACAAGAAAACAACUGAACAGGGAGAGCAGUUCGUAGCUUUGAAUGAGACACUCAAAGACGAAUUGCCCAAACUCUACGCCCUGACUUCGAAGCUGAUGGAAGCCAGUCUCAAAAACUUCAUUCAGAUCCAGUCGACUUGGUUUGGCGUUUUGCAGAAAAAGAUUGGAGCACACGUUGAAGCAUUCCCCAGUGAUCUUCAUAAGCUUAUCACCGACUUCCACUCUGACCACACUCUUAUGGAAGCUCGGGUAUCAGAGCUGAGCUCUUGUAACGGGUCUAUAUUAGCCUCUUCAGUCGACCUUAUGCCCAUGUCGCCCUUGAAUGAAGGAAUUACCUCCCCUCGUCGGCCUUCAACAAUCAACAGCUCGACCAGACCCGGAUCCAUGACAGAAGAUUCACCCAAGGUGUCUCGCGACUUCAGCAUCGGAAGCCAUCCAUUCCAGUCACCUCAAAUGGAAGGCCAUUCAGUUCGCAGCAGCCGCUACCGCGCCGAUUCUACCUUGUCUGGUCGUGUCGUAUCCGACGGCCCCAGCAAAAUGCUGCAGCAAGUCACCGGCUCCAGUACCCCGAUACGAACAUCCGAAACAGAGCCUUUCCCAACUCUGCCCCAGCUCAGCCUAGACACGCCUUUCCUAGCAGAUGUAAUCAACAGCGCGAACUCAACCGAUGGACCACCUUCCCCUGCCGGCGGUCGCUACUCUGGAUUCUUCUCGUCCGCCAUGCCCAUGUCCGAUACGCCUAAUGAGCCCCCAGCAGCCCCGGUCAACACCACCAGCACCCCCGCAGCGCCCGCUGUUCUAUUUUGCGCAGCUAGCCUGUAUAAUUUUGAUAUCGAUGCCCGCAGCGAGGGUGGAUAUUCCUACCUGACAUACGUCUCUGGCGACGUCUUCGACGUCAUUGGCGAAAAGGGCGAGCUCUGGCUUGCCCGUAACCAGGACGAUGCUACUCACACGGUUGGAUGGAUUUGGAACAAGCAUUUUGCCAGAAUCCGAGACUAG
Messenger RNA from Penicillium antarcticum, 5613 nucleotides. RefSeq names its product putative Rho guanyl nucleotide exchange factor. The coding region runs from base 1 to 5613 and encodes 1870 amino acids. Lineage: Eukaryota; Fungi; Ascomycota; Eurotiomycetes; Eurotiales; Aspergillaceae. The record is from RefSeq and is a predicted model, not a curated record. Gene Ontology annotation, biological process: intracellular signal transduction. Gene Ontology annotation, molecular function: guanyl-nucleotide exchange factor activity. The transcript has a single exon.